UAAACACAUUAACUUAUAACGUAUACACUGCGAAAUUGUUUGUGUAACUAUUUAAAGUUACACUAAUAAUAUUAAAUUAUCGUUAUGAAUUAAGACAUUGUUCCAAAUAAAGAUACUCCAAUCAUCCCAAUGACAUCGCAUAUUAAAAGAGUUUACGACUGGCUUUAAUUGAGUGAGACGCUGGAUCGCCAGCGACUGUUCCAAUCUCGAUUGCACCACUCGUGUCAGACAAGAUACGUUGUAGAUCAAUAUAACAAUCAAUAUGUCAACUUACAUCGCUGGAUUCAUAUUCGCAUUGAUCCUGUCGGCGUUUUUAAUCGCUUGGAUAGCGUAUUGUAUGUUUUGUAAGGAACGUCAUAAGUCGGAACAUUAUCAGUACAGCAUGUCAGAUUUACGCCGUAAGAAUUACGAGAUAGCUCAAGAACAGCAGGAAAGUAACACCAAGGAAGUCACUGCUGGUAUAUUCAUGGCGCCGUCUCGACAUAAGCAGAAAGAAGACUACACUUACGAUAAAAGACCUGAUUAUCCAGAGGGUACCGUCAUGAAUCUACAGCCGAGGACUGAUAAACUGAUAGAGAUAUUUAAUGAUACUCCACAGGAUGUAGAGAUGAGAAAAUGUGUUGAGUUCGAUAUCGACUCAAAAGUUCGAUACCAUAGUGAUGUAUAAAUGUAUUACGCAACAACUUGUUCGAUUACAAUAUAACGUUUUUAUUAUGUUUUAUUGUAUUAUGUUUCACUGUAUGUUAUUCUAAGGUAACUAAUUGAAAUAAAACUGUAUUAUUUUAUUAAAA
Vanessa tameamea is the source of this 791-nucleotide messenger RNA. RefSeq lists its product as uncharacterized. Bases 263 to 667 code for a protein of 134 amino acids. The record is from RefSeq and is a predicted model, not a curated record. The transcript has 2 exons. NCBI's taxonomy places the organism in Eukaryota, Metazoa, Arthropoda, Insecta, Lepidoptera, Nymphalidae.